UGAAGUAACAGCACCCAGAGCUCGCCAUCAACCAGUGACGAUGGGAGGAGAUCUAACGCCAUGAAUCAGAGGCCUUCCUUUUCCAUCACCCCAACUGCCACGUUGCCUCUCAGGGGACAAAUAAUAAUGGAGGCAUCUCACCUUCUACCCCAACAACGUCUUAAGUGAGAUCUUAAUUUUUUAAUUUUUAUUUUUUUGAGCGCCUCAAAGUGCUAAUGACUUAGAUUACCAAGAAAACAAUCUGGGAGUUUGUCUUCCAGCCUUGCGGAAGGACGGAGGGAGGCCGGAGACUGAAGCUGAGAAAUUGGCUGUGACUGAAAAUAGCCUAGAACGACGUCUGACUUUUAAUUCACAAGUAGAAUUUAGCAGUCUGAGGGUUGGGUUUUCUUUUCAUUUUUUAUGCUUUAUAUUUUUGUACAUGCCCUUCCACUGGGACCUUGUAGUUGCCUGAUCUGAGCCUCCUGGAUGUGAGGCAGAAAAAACAACAACCAACCCUUGCGCUGAACACAGAAGCGGCCUUGUCCUCCAAAAUGGAACUCUCCAGAAGUCCUUUGUUCCAGAACAAGUUUUCGGUUGCCCGCCUGGCAGAGGAGUUUUUCUGGAUUGGAGGCAGCAUAGUAGCCACUCCCAAAUGGAAAAUGGGCCAGAUGGUGGAAAAAUGUAUGAGUUCCAUGCAAGCUGGUACUCAGAUGAUCAAACUCCGAGGCAGUUCCAAAGGUCUUGUUCGCUUCUACUACCUGGACGAGCACAAGUCAUGCAUCCGCUGGAGGCCCUCGCGAAAGAACGAGAAAGCCAAAAUCUCUAUCGAUUCGAUCCAGGAGGUCUGUGAAGGAAAACAGUCAGAGAUCUUCCAGCGCUAUGCGGAUGGCAGCUUUGACCCCAACUGCUGCUUCAGUAUCUACUAUGGAGACCACAUGGAGUCUCUUGACUUGGUGUCAUCCAGUGCAGGGGAAGCUCGGACGUGGAUCACUGGCCUGAAGUACUUGAUGGCUGGGAUUAGCGAUGAAGACAGCCUGUCAAAGCGUCAGAGGACUAGAGACCAGUGGUUGAAGCAAACCUUCGACGAAGCGGACAAAAAUGGCGAUGGCAGCCUGAGCAUCAACGAGGUGCUCCAGCUGAUGCAUAAGCUGAACGUCAACCUACCCCGGCAGAAAGUCAAGCAGAUGUUCAAGGAGGCAGACACAGAUGACAACCAAGGAACUUUGGACUUUGAAGAGUUCUGCGCCUUCUAUAAGAUGAUGUCGACCCGCCGGGACCUGUAUCUUCUCAUGCUCACCUACAGCAACCACAAGGACUAUUUGGAUGUGGAUGACCUCAAACGCUUCCUUGACACUGAGCAAAAGAUGAUUAAUGUGACCAAGGAUCAUUGCCUGGAGAUUAUCAAUCAAUUUGAACCAUGUCCAGAGAACAAGGAACAAGGAGCUCUUGGAAUUGACGGGUUCACCAACUACAUGCGCAGCCCGGCUGGGGAUAUCUUCAACCCAGAGCACUACCAAGUCAACCAGGACAUGACUUGCCCUUUGAGUCACUACUUCAUCACCUCCUCUCAUAACACCUACCUCAUGGGGGACCAGCUGAUGUCUCAGUCCAGAGUUGACAUGUACUCUUGGGUUCUGCAGUCUGGAUGUCGUUGCGUUGAAGUUGACUGCUGGGAUGGACCAGACGGUGAGCCUAUCGUCCACCAUGGCUACACCCUCACCUCCAAGAUCCUUUUUAAAGAUGUGAUUGAGACCAUAAACAAAUAUGCCUUCGUCAAGAGCGAGUACCCUGUCAUUUUGUCAAUCGAGAACCACUGCAGUGUGGGGCAGCAGAAGAAGAUGGCCCAGUAUCUUAUUGAAAUCCUGGGGGACAAACUGGACCUGUCUUCUGUGAGCAAUGAAGAUCCCACAAAGCUGCCUUCUCCAGAAAGUCUGAAAGGGAAAAUAUUGGUCAAGGGGAAGAAACUUCCAGCUAACAUUAGCGAAGAUGUAGAGGAAGGAGAAGUGUCUGAUGAGGACAGUGCCGAUGAGAUGGAAGAUGACUGUAAACUGAUGAAUGGAGACGCCUCGACCAAUCGGAAGCGAGUGGAGAACAUCGCAAAGAAGAAGCUGGACUCUCUUAUCAAGGAAUCCAAAAUCCGCGACUGCGAAGACCCAAAUAAUUUCACAGUCACCGCCAUGACGCCCUCUGGGAAACUUGGCAACAAGCAUGAUUUCAAGAAGAACAAACAUGAGGAGGAUGUGGAAUCCGGGGAGGAUGCUGUCAUCAACAAACGCCACAACCGAUCGCUGAUGGGGAGUUUUUCCAAGCGCAAGAAAAAAGGAAGCAAACUGAAAAGGGCAUCAAGUCUGGAAGAGGGUGAGGAUGACCUUGACUGUCAAGGGAACUUAGCCAGAGGCUCGGUACAUUACAGCAAAACAAACCGACAGAAGAAAACCAUGAAAUUAUCCCGAGCGCUCUCUGACCUGGUGAAAUACACUAAAUCCGUUGGGAUCCAUGACGUAGAAUCUGAAGUCUCUUCCAGUUGGCAAGUCUCCUCUUUCAGCGAAACGAAAGCUCACCAGAUCCUCCAGCAAAAGCCGGCCCAGUAUCUGCGCUUCAACCAACACCAGCUGUCGCGAAUCUACCCUUCCUCCUAUCGCGUGGACUCCAGUAAUUACAACCCUCAGCCCUUCUGGAAUGCUGGGUGCCAAUUGGUUGCUCUAAACUACCAGUCAGAGGGGAGAAUGCUUCAGUUGAACCGCGCCAAGUUCAGUGCCAAUGGAAACUGUGGCUACGUCCUCAAACCCAAGUGUAUGUGUCAAGGGAUCUUCAACCCAAAUUCCGAAGACCCACUGCUUGGCCAGAUGAAGAAGCAGCUCGUGUUACGAAUCAUCAGCGGGCAGCAGCUUCCCAAGCCCAAGGACUCCAUGCUGGGAGACAGAGGAGAGAUAAUAGAUCCAUUUGUGGAAGUGGAAGUAAUCGGGUUGCCUGUGGACUGCUGUAAAGAGCAGACAAGAGUCGUGGAUGACAAUGGUUUCAAUCCAAUGUGGGAAGAAACUCUGGUGUUCCCUAUUUGCAUGCCAGAAAUCGCCCUGAUUCGGUUCUUGGUGUGGGAUCAUGACCCUAUUGGGAGGGAUUUCAUCGGACAGAGGACAAUAUCGUUUACAAGCAUGAUGCCAGGCUAUCGGCAUGUCUACCUGGAAGGCAUGGAGGAGGCGUCUAUCUUUGUUCACGUAGCUAUCAAUGAGAUAUGUGGUAAGGCCAAGCAAGCUCUGGGCUUAAAAGGCCUGUUUCUCAGAAAUCCAAAGCAGGCCUCUCUAGACAGUCAUGCUGCUGGCCAACUCAACCGCAAACACUCCUUUAGCAGCCACAUUUUACGGCGGACUGCCAGCGCGCCCACCAAGACCCAGAAGAAAACCAAAAAGGGCUUCCCCGAGAUUGCAAUCGACACCAAAGACCACGGCGGCUCCCAAGGGGACGGCGAGGACCGCGAACUGGAGGACGACUCCUCCCUCCCUCGUUUCGACCAAGAGCCCGAAUGCGGGUCCCCGGCACCCUCUCUCGGAGACGGUGUCCACAGGGAGGCUCAAGGCAAAGGGUUGAAAGAUGUCCGCCAAUUCUCAAUGCAGAGGUCAGUCACUUCAUUAUGUAGCCUGGAGACCAUCAAUGAAGAGCCCUUUGUUGCCAACGAGGACCAGCCUGCUCCUUUUUGCCUUUCUCUGCCCACUGCUCCUGCUAGCGAUCCCAAGGAAGGGUCUGUGCCUGAUAAUUCCCAUGACCCGUCAGAUCAGCUUCAGAGAGUUCCUCUUCCGCAGCACACGGUGGUGGUUUUGGAGGACAGAAGGUUCCUUGCUCCCAGCCCAACCAUCACAAGUAUUCUGGGACCAAAAAAUGUUAAGAGAAACGAGAAACAAGGAGGUGAUGGAGGUCAAGCUGGUUCACAAACUCAGGAUGAUGUAGCGUUGGCCAACCUUGGGCCUCAUUCUACCCAUAGUUGCCAGAAGAAGAGAGAUGGCAUGGCUGAAGAACUGAUGGAUGUUGAGAGAGUGGACGAGAAGGCCAGCAAUGCAGCUAGGCAACCGCAACAAUGCAACGUGGAGAGCACCACACUAGCUUCACCUCGAGAUUCUCCCCAAGUAACUCAAGGUGCCGCAGUCCCCCACACGUCUCGUGUGAUAGUGAGGAGGUCGAAAAGCGAAGGGCAGAACCUUUGUGACUGCUCAGUUCCAAUGAGGUCUCCUGGUGGCUUCUCACCAGCAGCUGCAGUGUACUCUGAUGCCACAGUGAAUGACCGUAUCUGGAGCAAGCUGGACUCCAGCAGUCACAGGGACAGCAUGUCUUCCUCUUCUAGCAUGUCCUCCAACGAUACGGUCAUAGACCUCUCCAUGCCCAACCUCACCCGCAAAAGCCUCCCAGACCUUGGAAUCCAGCAUGAGAACUUCAAAGUCAUCCCCGAGAGGAGAGGUGCACGCCCGUGGUCCGCGAGUGCCGCUUCCGGGCGUGAAAUGCCCAUGGUGACCAAGAGCAAAUCCAAUCCCAACUUGAGGUCAGGCCAACCCACAGAGGAUGAGCUGCGCCCUAGACCGCUAGCCAAGGGUCUCGAGCUAGGGUUGCCAUCCCUACCCAGAAGGCACACCUGGAGCCGGUUGUAUAUGGAGAGCCUCAAGCAGUCCUGCCUGAAGCCGAAAGGCCAGGAGAGCGACCAGGCCAAAUCGAAAAGCCUUGGUGACCUGACCUCGGAUGACAUCACGUCCGUCUUCGAGGGCAAGUACCGCAGCAUCAGCCGGAGCUUCAUCACCCGGUCGAUGAGGGAGCAGCGGCACUGUGCGGCAGCCAGGUCCUCGGCAAAGCCCCUGGACCCUCUCACGGAGCGCCUGAAGAAGCUAACCACCUUCCAGCAGGAGAAUGACAUCACUUCCCCUACCAGCCUCGAGCCAAUUGAGUCCGAGGAGGAAGAGGAAGGGGUGGGCCUCCUCCGAAGGUCUUCAUCCAGGAGCCAGAGCAGAGUGAGGUACAUCGCCAACCGGGCCAAGCAGGCACAGGAGAGGCAGAGGCUGAAGAGCCUGGCGCUGAACAAGGGGAGCCCUAUUGAGGAGCGAGGGAACCCCGAAGGGGCCUGUUGCUUCACCAAAGGGGCCUGUAUGGACACGGCCUCCGCCGGCCUGUUUACAUCCCCACUCAAGAACCAAGCUGACUUGAACCGUGACACCGAAGUCGUCUUUAUUUUCAAACUCUAACGCUGGGAAGGGCUGAACAAGCUUGAUGUUUACAUUCCUGUAAGAGCAAAACCAACAAAACAAACAAACCAUACACACACAUAUAUAUAUUUUUAAUAAAACGCACAGGACGCAAAGAGCCCUUGUCCGAGGAUAGCACUUCUCCCCCUCCUGCUCCCAGCCUCCAAAGGACAAUUUAUGUGUGUGGAAAAUUAUACUAAUACUAAUACUAAUAAUGCAAAUUUGUAGCAUGCAAUAUGGGCAAUGGGCAACCAGAAUGUUCCUGGGGGAAGGGAAUAGAUCCUGCAAAGAUGUCCCCCCCCCCAUCUUCCCUGGGAAACAUGUCUGUGGAUCUGCAUGACCAUUCUCUCUUCCUGUCUGAGUUCCCCCUUUUUCUUUUCUUGGUAAGGCGAGUCUUCAAUAUGCGUUGGACUUAAAGCUGAUGCCAGUUGCUGCCUUAAUCUUCCCACUGAAGCUACUACAACAGGGUUGGGGGAACUCUAUUCAACCCAAGGGCCACAUCUGGGCAACCUUUUGAGGGCCACAUUCUUGUGGUGGGUGGAGCAAAAGGCAAAAGUGGGUGGAGCUAGUUUCUACACACACACACACACACACACACACACACACACACACACACUAACCUCAGUCUCUCCAUCCAAGCAAGAAGCAUAAGUUAAAGGGCACAUUCCAGCCAGGCAAAAAUAUUUGGGUCGCAAAGCAGAGCAAAGUGAGGGAUGUGGUCUGAGUAAAGGCUGUGUGGCCUGGGGCAAAUCCUGAGGUCCAGGUAGAAAUGCCUGCAGUUCCCCACCAUUGUGCUACAGCCUGACUUCAGUUGCGGAAGCCAAAGCAGCAUUUGGUACAUGCAAAAGCUCUGGCGCUUGUUCUGCACUUGUUUUUCUGUAUAGCUGAGAGUGGUGUGAAAGACCUGCUUAAUUGAUUGAUUGAUUGAUUGAUUGUUUUUCUGGGGCAGAGCUGGGGGAAAUGUACUCACCCUGGGCAGCCAUGUCUUUAGCAUGUUACCUUUAACACUUUUUGGGGUGGGGCGUAUGUGACUGCAAUGGCCUGUCUCCAGCCUUUGGGACAUAUUCCCCAGCCAUUUUGGCCUUCCUCGCUUCCUGUUCCCUGCACUGCUUGCCUGUGGGAAUCUUCUGCCUCUUCUCCAAUGGAGGCUGGCCCAUCGGGGCAAACGGGGCACUGCCCUGUCAACCUCAGUCUGCCUCUCAGCCAGCUCUCACCUGCAUUGCCUUCUUACUUCCACCCGGUCCAGCUGUCAGCUUCCUCCUCUUCAGUGAUGCCCCUGGUAGAUCUCAGCAGGAAGAAGGAGGAGAGGAGCAAAAAUAGUAUUCGUUGGCUUAGCUUGUCAUUGGCUCUGACCCUACCUCCCAUUGGCCAGGCGGGUGGUUCAAAUCCCCAGGGCUGUCUGUAAGUAGGAAGGCAGAAAGACAGGUUCUGCCUGAGUGCAGACAGAGGUUAGUGGUUCAGUGCCCAAUUGCCCGAACGCGUCAGCCUCCUCUGGAGUAGAGAUGGGCGACUCCACCUAACUUCCAGCCUCUCUCGCUUUUGCAUGUGUCCACUCAUAAGCCUGUCUCACGUUAACCUCUGAUAAUAUACACACAUUUUUAAAAUCAGCAUGGAAAGUUUGCAUUCAAUUUGUUUUCUAAACAGCAUGCAUUUUUUUUAGAGA
Molecule: messenger RNA, 6861 nt
Organism: Podarcis raffonei (Aeolian wall lizard)
Lineage: Eukaryota; Metazoa; Chordata; Lepidosauria; Squamata; Lacertidae
Gene: PLCH2
Product: phospholipase C eta 2
Exons: 22
Coding region: 531-5198 (1555 amino acids)
Biological process (GO): phosphatidylinositol-mediated signaling; lipid metabolic process
Molecular function (GO): phosphatidylinositol-4,5-bisphosphate phospholipase C activity; calcium ion binding
Source: RefSeq, a predicted model, not a curated record